This is a messenger RNA of Aphanomyces invadans, 750 nucleotides long. RefSeq lists its product as hypothetical. The record is from RefSeq and is a predicted model, not a curated record. The transcript has a single exon. The coding region runs from base 1 to 639 and encodes 212 amino acids. Gene Ontology annotation, molecular function: histone H4 acetyltransferase activity; histone H2A acetyltransferase activity; protein N-terminal-serine acetyltransferase activity. Gene Ontology annotation, cellular component: nucleus. Lineage: Eukaryota; Oomycota; Saprolegniomycetes; Saprolegniales; Verrucalvaceae.
AUGCCGCCAAAAGCCAAGCGGCUGACGAAAAAGGAGCAGCAGGCGUUGGCGCGGAGACAACUCAUCGCCCAUGCCAACAAUGUCGCAGACUUCAUGCCAGAGUUCAAGGCGUUCGAGUUAUUCCCGACGACCAUGGCUGAUGUGUUUGCCAAGCUCAGGUCGCUGAAUGCACAACAGUUGUCGGAAGCCGAACGACGCCAAAUUGAGGGCGUGUUUCGCGAAAACAUGCAGGAACUAUACGAAAAUUCGACGUGGGGAUUCGACAUGGAGAAGAAAAGAGUCGAGUUAUUUGAGGAUGCAGCGCGGUACAUCGUCGUCGAACGGACUCCAGGACAGAUUGACGCGUUUCUCCAUUUUCGAUUCGUGGAAGACGAAGGAGAUGCUGUUGUGUACGUUUACGAAAUCCAGGUUGGUCCUGGUAUGCAACGCCAAGGGCUUGGCAAGCGACUGAUGCAGUUGCUGCAACUCAUCGGGCGCAAGUACAAGAUGAAGUUGAUUCUCCUCACCGUUUUCAAGUCCAACAUCGCCGCCAUGAAGUUUUACACAGAAAAGAUGGGAUUCGUCAUCGACGACACGUCGCCGUCUGCGCAAGGGGACACGUCCGAGUCUUACGAGAUCUUGAGCAAGUCUCUCGUGUAAGGUUCCGAACGAUUACCGGCUUUGUUUUACCAUCAACCGGAAUUGCCAUCCCGCCACGUAACAGAGGGCCAAGCAGGACUUGCACUCGUCAGCUAAAGUGUGAAUACGCAU